UUCAGCGAUUCGGUUCAAUGUCCACCAUAUUGGCAAAAUACACACGCGACGGUGUGUAAUAAUGCCAGGAAAAUAGAGAUACCGGACCGGCAAAAAUCAUAAAUCAUUAUUUUCUUGAGGAAAGGAUAGGGGCAAACUGUCAUCAGUGUUUGAAAUUCUGGAGAUUAACCAAUCUGAUAAUACACAAUGUCUGUUCUGCAAGCCAUUGAAGAAAAGCUGUCCAAGAUGCCGGCCCCAAUCCGGCUCAAGGACUUGAUCCGUAACAUCCGGGCGGUCCGGACGGCAGCGGACGAGAGGGCGCUUGUCCAGAAAGAACUUGCCCAGAUCAGGGCAAUGUUCCGAGACGAGGACAAUACUUACAGGUGUCGCAAUGUGGCCAAGGUCCUCUAUAUUCACAUGCUGGGUUAUCCAGCUCAUUUUGGUCAGCUGGAAUGUUUGAAAUUGAUAGCAUCCCCAAGAUAUGCAGACAAGAGAAUAGGUUAUUUAGGAGCAAUGUUACUUCUAGAUGAACGACAUGAUGUUCACUUACUCAUGACAAAUUCAAUGAAAAAUGAUAUGGGUCAUAACACACAAUACAUUGUAGGUCUCUCACUGAGCUGUCUAGGCAGUAUCUGCUCGCCAGAGAUGAGCCGAGAUUUAGCUGGGGAGGUCGAGAAGAUGAUCAAAACUUCAAAUGCUUAUAUCAGAAAGAAGGCUGUGCUAUGUGCCGUAAGAAUCGUUCGCAAGGUCCCAGAACUGAUGGAGAUGUUUAUCCCUUCUGUUCGCUCUCUACUAAAUGACAAAAAUCAUGGUGUGCAACUUACAGCUGUAGUACUGAUCACAGAGAUGUGUGAGAAGAGUCACGAUACACUUGUUCACUUCAAAAAGAUGAAAUUUGAUAUGUCUCUCAGCUAUACGCAUAGAAGACAAAUUGGGCUGGUGCCAAACCUUGUCCGGAUACUCAAGAACCUGGUCAUGUCUGGCUACUCACCUGAACACGAUGUCUCUGGAGUUAGUGAUCCAUUCCUUCAGGUCAAGAUCCUUCGGUUGCUGAGGAUUCUCGGUCACCACGACGCCGACAACAGCGAUGCCAUGAACGACAUCCUGGCUCAGGUGGCUACUAACACCGAGACGAGUAAGAACGUAGGCAAUGCCAUCCUCUACGAGACGGUGCUCUGCAUCAUGGACAUCAAGUCGGAGAGCGGUCUGAGGGUACUAGCCAUCAAUAUCCUGGGAAGGUUCCUCCUCAACACAGAUAAGAACAUUAGAUAUGUUGCCCUAAACACACUAUUGAAGACAGUACAAGCAGACAACAAUGCAGUGCAGAGGCAUAGAAGUACUAUAGUGGACUGUUUAAAAGAUCCAGAUGUCUCUAUCCAAAGGAGAGCAGUAGAGCUAUCGUUUGCCCUCAUCAAUACAUCCAACAUUAGAACAAUGGUCAAGGAACUCAUCUUCUUCUUAGACAGGUCGGACCCUGAGUUCAAGUCUUACACAUCAUCUAACAUCUUCCUCGCAUGCGAAAGGUACUCUCCAAACAAGAGGUGGCACAUAGACACCAUGAUGCGUGUCCUCUCAACAGCUGGUAACAACGUCCCUGAUGAAUCGGUAGCAAGUCUUAUUCAGAUGAUCUCAGACACCUCGUCGUUGCACGCCUACACUGUACAGCAACUCUACAAGGCAGUCAAAGACGACAUCAGUCAGCAACCGCUGGCCCAGGUGUCGGCAUGGUGCGUUGGAGAGUAUGGGGACCUGCUAGUACAGGGCGUGGUAGACGAGGAGGAGCCCAUCCAGGUACGUACCUUCUACCUAUCAGAGCUCAGCGUUGACCACCUCAAAGCACCGUCCUAUGAUCCAGGCCUCACAGACCCAUUGGAGGUAUCAGAAGAUGAUGUCCUGGAUUUAUUAGAGUCGAUGAUCCAGACGACGACGUCAUCACAAAUCACCAAGGAAUACAUCCUCCUGGCCAUCCUUAAACUCAGUGUCCGCUUCUCAGAAACAAAUGAGAGAAUAGAGAAGAUAGUCAAACCCUACACACGGUCGUUGGAUAUGGAGCUACAACAGAGAUCAGUAGAAUUCAUGUCACUCACUAAAUCUUACAAACAUAUAGCAGGGCCAUUAUUAGAAAGAAUGCCACCUAUGAACAGAGAGAAGAGAGAAGGCCAAACACAGAACAAUGGUGAAAUGUUGGAAGAUGAGCAGGUAGACAGGACAGGACCUAGCCUAGCGCCAUCACAUGAUGAGGGUUCAAGUCUAGUAGACCUAUUAGGAGGCGGCCCCAGCUCGCCCAUCAUCACAAACUCCCUGCCCCAGCAGCAGCCCGCCAAGCCGCUAGAACCCGUCGGUAACAACACAGACGGUCUCCUGGAUCUCCUAGGGGGUCUGGACCUCAGCGCUCCUGCUCCCUCCUCGGCACCUCCCCCCGUCCAGCCCACGCCUAACCCCGUCAUGAAUCUCAUGGAUGGCCUGGGUUCCAUGCAGACUGUGCCUCCUCCGGGUUCGGUGCCCCCAGCGCUAGGCAUGAAUAGUCUUCUAGGUGGUCCUGUUAAUAAUAUUGGUGGGUCGUCGUUCCCCACAGUAACGGCAGUGGAAAGUCGCGGAAUGAAGGUGGAGUUUUCUUUUGAGAAGGAUGCUGUGUCCGGGGCAGUCAACAUCAACCUUAAAGCAACCAACAGCACCGCCACUCCCUUUAAUGCCUUCUUGUUCCAAGCUGCUAUACCAAAGACAUUUGAGCUCGUGAUGCUGCCCCCAUCUGGGGAUCUUGUCCCCCCUAACAACUCUGGUUUCGUCACCCAAACGAUAAAGGUCGUCAACAGGUCCCCCGGCGCAGUCCUGCGCAUGAAGUACAAGCUUUCCUUCAGCAUCGAUGGAGUACCUGUUAGCGAUACGGGCGAGGCCGCCAACAUGCCCACCAACCUGUUCACGUGAUAGUGGCAUUCAUUCUCAACGCACCUUUCACUGUCAAAAUUAUUCUUCAUCCUCCCCCCUUUUUUGUUAUGUUAUCGUGUAUGUAUAUGUUGAAUCUACUAUAUCUAGAGAGAAAAGAUGAAUUCUUUUUUUAUUAUGCUAAUGAUUCUUUUGCAAUGAAGAUUUCUUGAUGUGAUGAACUCAAAAGGGGAUAAGCCUUUGGACAUCGCAGAGAAAGUAAGAUCACUUUAUAUACACUCAAUGUAGCACGAAAUUAGAACUAAAUGCUAGAGAGUAUAGAUAAUUGAUUGACUAAGGGGGACGAAGGAACCUUCCCACUCUUUAAUAGGUAUUAUUAGCCUAUUCUAAACAGGAGAGGAAGACAAGUAAGAGAGAGAAAGAGAUACAUACUGCGAGAGAUAGAUAUAUAGAUAGAGAGAGAGAUAGUGAGAGAGAAAGAGAGAGAGAGAGAGAGGGUGCGAGAGAGAAAGAGAGAGAGUAUGAGUGUGGGAGAGAAAGAUAAUAUUGCAUAUUCCAAGCAAUAUUAUCUGAGCCCAAUGUGUGAAGUUUUAGCUGUACAAGGGAAAAGUUACAGAAUAAAUAGAGAGCAGUAAGAAGAGCUCUUACAUCAUUAUUCACAAGUUUGAAUCAAUAAUUUGCUACUGCAAGAACUUAUAGUGGAUUCUAAAGUGUGUAUACUCCCUUCUGAGCAAGCUUUGCUAACCCGAAAAGACAUUAAUACAUGCAUUUAUACCUUUGCUUGUGGAGAAUGACGGAUAUGACGCAUAUUGGAAAGAUUCGAUUUCAACACUAGCACCAAUCAAGUGUCAAAAUACAGCACUAGGAAAUUCCAAUAACCUUGUACACGACCUUUUGAAAUGUAGGAACAAUACCAGAUGCAUGCAGAAUUUCUAUAGGCAAUAUGAUGAUGAUGAUCCACAGCACUUGUAAGGCGCCAUUUAUCUGUUAAAAACAUUCAAAGGUGCCCGAUCCUCCCAAUAGUCAAUGGUCAUGUGUACAUUUGCUUGAAAAAUAUCCUAGGUUAUUGAAAUUGCCCUCUAGGUGACUCCUUUAAAGUUUGUCAAAACCACUGCCUACUCUACACAAACCAACAUCUUCCAUUUGAAAUUUGAUGUGGCCAGAUUUGGUGAAUUUCAAAUUUUACUGUGGGUGUAGACUGUAUAAUCGUAGUGAGAUGAGGUGAUUAUUGGAGUGUAUAUGUAUUGCAUUGCAUGACACGCUCAUUUAUAAACCACAAUUAUAUGCAUACCGUCAAUUAUGUGCUGCACGUAGCAAUAUUCUCCAUUAUCGUGUGGUUUGAAGAGUAAAAAACAUCAGAAUAUAUAUAUAUAUAUGCUCUUGGACCAGGAGAAGUCUAUGACAAAAAUAUUGAUGCAGGUAUACAUGUAUUGGUAAUGUUCAUGACCCACAGAUCAUUAGCUUUUUUCUGAAUUUCCCAUGAAUGCCAAUAGAAAUAGUGGCAACUGUUCUAUGUUGCCAAAAGUAAUAGUGAUAAUUGUUCUUGGUCGUUAAGGGUAAUGUUAUUGGUAACAACUAUUUUCGGAUGUCAUUAGAAAUAGCGAUUUUUUUCUUGGUCAAAUACGACAGGAUUACAGUCAGUUUCCUGACUUUGAAUCAUGACGUUCAGAGCAGUUUAAAUCGUUGCCUAUUUUGCAUUUUAUGAAACGAGGCAUUUCAUCUGUCUUUGUUUCUCUCAACCCAGGUGUACAUGUUAGGAUUUAUUAUAUGGACUUGAACUUGAAAUCAAUUGCCAGUUUUCAAUUAAUCAAAAGUUAAUGUUAAGACACUGCGAUCAACAUAUCUUUCAGAAUGACUAUUGACACUGCAAUAUUUCUUGCAUAUUUUGUUUCCCUUGGGGCCAGUCUUUUCUGAAUUUAUCCUGAUGUGCAGAUAUUAUAAUUUCCAUUUUGCAUCAGUACUCGUGAGUGAUCUGAUCCAAGUGAGAUCGGAAGCCUGUCUGCCAGUGUUAUUGACAAUAACCGGGAUUGGGAGUCGAAAAUUUACAGGCAACAUACUCGGUUUGUAUUCCCAAUUAUCACACUUAUCAUUAAGUGAUAUGUGUGGUUGUGAUUGUUCUCUCUCUCUCUCUGUCUCUCUUUUCAUGUAUACUGUGCAAUUAAUUGCUUGCAAUCCCCUAAAAUUGGCCUAAUGAUCGGUACUUAAAUUUUUCUUUCCUUGGACGUCUAAUGCAGAGUUUAAAAUGUUGUUUUGGAGCGAUGUCUUGAAAUGGGUCCUGUAAAAUCUUUUAGUGUUAUGUUUUAUUAUACCCCCAAAUGAAAAUCACUCAAUAUCACCAAUGACUAGAGUUUCUUUGUGUGUCACUUACAGAAUGACCACUCUAUAGUUUUUUCAUUGAUAGGAUGUACAGGCCAGGCAGUUACUAGAAGGGUUCUCAUGUCCCAUUUGAUAUUUACAGAAUCUUCCUUUCGCAUCAUGAAUCUGUCCUCAACAAAGGCUUUGCUAAGAGCUUUAACUUAUCUUAUUGCAUCUAAUGAACAUUUAGAGGUAUACUGAAAGGACAACAAAUUAAAUUCCUUUAGUAAAGUUUUGUUUGCCAAAACAUUCAUAUAAAUGGAGCUCAACCACCCUAGUUAACAGCCAGUACUUAUUUAGCUUCCAAGGGGGAAAACCCCUUAUAUGUUGAAAUUACUAUAUGACAAAUUGCUUUGCAAUGUUGUGGUUAUGAAAAGGGCCAGAUAUUCCUAAUUGAUUGUAGAAUAAAGAAAUAAAGAGAAUCAAGUCUGUUGAGCCAUCUUUACGACAUUCCUUAACAUGCUGAUCCGUCUUUAGUAUAAUAUUAUUGUAUCACUAAGUAGUGCUCUUUAAAUAUUUCUGCCACAAUAUGCGUAACUUAAAAAAUGUAACCUUGAAUUGAGAGAAUAGUUGUCUGAAGUAUUGGCAAGUAAUAUCAUUACUGUUCAGGUGUAAACAAUCUUUUUUUCUUAACCGUAUUAAUCUUCUAUUGUUCAUUGUGUAUCUUUAUGUCUGUGCUCAGUAUUUGUAUGUUUAUCUUUUUCUUUUAGUAAGAUAUAUCUAUUUUAUGUCAGAAAAUACAGUUGGGGAAAUGAACCAAGCACUAGUUGGUGUAAAACCAGCAAUUUCUCUCCCCAUUCUCCAUUAUGAAGUUCAUCUCUUUGGUCUGUUCUAAGAAUAUGUACUUUCUGACAUGAAAUGUUAUUGUGCGUUACUUCUUUUGUAUUCACUUGUAGAUUUUAAACUAUUCCAUUUCUAGACUGUUUUAUAUAGAGAUUAUGUCUAUCGCGAUUCUUGUAAAGAUGAGAAACUUAUGAAUUAUUAUUGAAAUAAACAGUGUUUGUUUUAUCAA
Messenger RNA from Strongylocentrotus purpuratus (purple sea urchin), 6229 nucleotides. It is a transcript of the gene ap1g1, whose product is annotated as AP-1 complex subunit gamma-1. Gene Ontology annotation, biological process: intracellular protein transport; receptor-mediated endocytosis; Golgi to vacuole transport. Gene Ontology annotation, cellular component: AP-1 adaptor complex; Golgi apparatus; membrane coat. The record is from RefSeq and is a predicted model, not a curated record. NCBI's taxonomy places the organism in Eukaryota, Metazoa, Echinodermata, Echinoidea, Camarodonta, Strongylocentrotidae. The coding region runs from base 187 to 2904 and encodes 905 amino acids. The transcript is spliced from 20 exons. Gene Ontology annotation, molecular function: clathrin-cargo adaptor activity.